Molecule: messenger RNA, 5187 nt
Organism: Sphaerodactylus townsendi
Lineage: Eukaryota; Metazoa; Chordata; Lepidosauria; Squamata; Sphaerodactylidae
Gene: PAPLN
Product: papilin, proteoglycan like sulfated glycoprotein
Exons: 29
Coding region: 256-4389 (1377 amino acids)
Biological process (GO): extracellular matrix organization
Cellular component (GO): extracellular matrix
Molecular function (GO): serine-type endopeptidase inhibitor activity; metalloendopeptidase activity
Source: RefSeq, a predicted model, not a curated record
CUGGAAGUCUGGACAUUUAAGUGGAGCUCCAGGGUGGUUUUGCUGCUUCUUGCUGUCAUCUGCAAACAGGCACAUGGGUCAGCUGUGCCCAGAUAUAAGAAGUUGCUCAAAACCAAACACCCAAAGAUAUUUUGCAAUAGCUGUGAAAUUUCCUGACUUGUAGCUAUGCUAGCAGCAUCCAAGGGACUAAGAAGGCCUAGUUUUCAGCUCUCCCUCAUUUAAGCUUCUGGCUCAAUAGCUGUCCUGCCUCAGGACAUGAUGACAUUUUUGGUCCUAUUGCUUAUGCUAACAGUGAAGCCCCACAGUGAGUCAGCAGCUCACAAAGUGAAGAGGCAAAGUGACUUCUGGGGAAGCUGGGGAGAGUGGAGUGAUUGUAGCCGGACAUGUGGUGGAGGAGUCAGUGUUCAGCAGCGGCAUUGCUACUCACAAAGGACAGAUGGUGGGUCCAAUUGUGUAGGACCAUCCCGAAGCUAUCGAUCAUGCAAUAUUCAGAAUUGUCCUGAAGGCUCUAGAGAUUUUCGAGGGGAACAAUGUGCAGAGUUUGAUGGGACAGAAUUUCAAGGAAAGAGAUACAAGUGGCUCCCUUACUAUGGAGCUCCUAAUAAAUGUGAACUAAACUGUAUCCCAAAGGGAGAGAACUUCUACUAUAGACAUAAAGAAAUGGUGAUGGAUGGAACAACCUGUGAGCCAGGGAAGCGUGACAUCUGUGUUGAGGGAGUUUGUCGAGCCAUCGGUUGUGAUAACCUGCUGGAUUCUGCUAAGAAGGAAGACAAAUGUCUGCAGUGUGGAGGAGAUGGCAGAGCAUGUUUUGAGGUGAAGGGCCUCUUUGAUGUGCCCAACCUCCCUAAAGGUUACAAUCAAAUCUUCAUCAUUCCCAUGGGAGCCAUGAGUAUCCACAUUAAGGAAGCAACACCGACUAGGAACUUCUUGGCCAUCAAGAACGUGCAAGGAACAUAUUAUCUAAAUGGGCACUGGACAAUUGAGUUCAGCCGAGCCUUACAUGUUGCAAGCACAGUGGUACAUUAUGACCGGGGCUCUGAGGGUGAUCUGGCCCCUGAGCUGCUUCAUGUCAGAGGUCCCACCACUGAGCCCUUGCUCGUUGAACUUAUCAGCCAGGAAACAAACCAAGGGGUGAAUUAUGAAUACUACCUGCCUUUCCAAAGGCAGGACACAGGCUACAGCUGGGGAUAUGGCUCCUGGAGUGAAUGCAGUGUGGAGUGUGGUGGAGGUUAUCAGUCACGCCUGGUUUUUUGUACCAUUGACAAUGAAGCAUAUCCAGACUACAUGUGCAGAGAGAAACCACGACCAGAAAAUAACCGGACAUGCAACCUUCAGCCAUGCCCUCAGACAAAACGAAUAUCUUAUCUCUAUCUGCCGGGAGCACGGAACCACAGCAGAGCAUGGAGCUUGCAAAUGAAGAGCUGGAAAACUGGGGACUGGGGAGUUUGCUCAGCAUCCUGUGGAGGAGGCACACAGAUCCGUUCUGUUUACUGUGUCUCCUAUGAUGGACAUGGUUCUCAGGAUAUAGUGGAUGACGCCAAGUGUACAUCCUCAACAGAGAAGCCACGCAGUAUGCAGCCUUGCAACAUGCAACAAUGUGCAACAUGGACCACAGGACCUUGGUCAGAGUGCUCAGUUAGCUGUGGGGAAGGUAUUCAUUCCCGGACUGUGACUUGCAGGACAGGCCUGGGCCCUCAGACUCAAGAUGUUGCCUGCUUGACACAACCAAAGCCUUCUCAUACCCAACCCUGCAUUGUGGAUAAUUGCAUCCAAGAGGUUGGUUGGCACACUGGUGACUGGGGACUGUGUUCAAAGAGCUGUGACUCUGGCAUCCGAACCCGCCAAGUCACAUGUGCCGAUAGAGAUUUCAAAUCAUACAACCAAGAGAUGUGCAAAGCCAUCCAGCCAUGGGUACCGGAGACAUUUGAAAGCUGCAACAUACAGCCUUGCCACCAACCACAGCAGGUUCCCAGCAUGCAGGACUCCACAGGCUAUGAGGUCAACCGUCUGUCCUUAUUGACCCGCUACAAUCCUGACCGUGAUGCCACAGUUUCUAGAAAUGAAAGAGUAAUCCAAGGUAGCUCUACUCACCACCAGCUCCAGCCCAAUGAAGAUCAUGGUUCAAAUUUCUUACCUCUUCGAUGGGAGUCUUACUCCUCAGUGUCUCAUCGCUUCAGCUCCCCUUCAGAUAUUGCCCCACUGACUGAUGUGCAGGACUGCAGCCGAAGUCUUUAUGGAUGCUGCUCAGAUGGCCGAACUCCAGCUACUGGCCCGCUUAAGCAAGGCUGUCCAUCUAACUUUUGCCAGCAUGCCAGGUAUGGGUGCUGCUCUGAUGGCGUAUCACCGGCCCUAGGCCCAAAUAAGGAAGGUUGCCCACAAUAUUACAGUGAUGUUUAUACAAACAGAAAUGAACCUGCUGCUGCCUCUCAAAGUGCAAGCCGAGUUCUGCCCCAGCAUAGUCCAACGGUGGAGUGCAGAAGUUCUAUGUAUGGUUGUUGUUAUGACAACAUUGCCUCUGCUUCAGGGCCUCUGGGAGAAGGAUGCCUCAACAGACCCAGUCAAUCUUAUCCUGUCAACUGUUUACUACCCAGUGCCCAUGGCCCUUGCACAGAUUGGGCAACCCGCUGGUACUUUGUAUAUGAGGUUGGGAAGUGCAACCGAUUCUGGUAUGGAGGUUGCCAUGGUAAUAAGAACAACUUUGCUUCUGAAGAGGAGUGCAUGGGAACUUGCCAUGUAUCUGUGAGAAGAAGUGAAGUGAGGCAUUCCCACCAUAUUGCAAUCCCCAAUAUCCAGUCUAGUUCUCAUUUGCAAGAAGGGAAUGCACAGGAGCAACAACAACAACAGUUUGUAAGAGGAGCCAUCAGUCAUGGCCAUACAGGAGGACACAAAACUUUCCACAUUGCACAAGGUGGCUCAGGGGCUGAAUCAGCACUGCACCAUGGAGAAAGGGAUUGGGGAAGGACUAUGAUUACAGAUGCGCUGCCAGAGCCUCAGCAAGGGACUGCUGUUUUGGACAGCCAACAGCAAAGUUCUUAUCACUCAACAGCUUAUGGGGAAAGAAGGAUGGAUCCAGCAAAGCACCCACAUGCAUUGGGGGAAACUGCGACAUCUGGACACACUGACACACAACAGAUUGUCAGUGGUCAGACUGUUUACCAUGACCGUGAAGAAUGGAGGCGACCACCUGGAACAGAUGAAUCAACAUUGAAUGGAUUUGAACAUCAUACAUCACGAGACUCUUCCAUACAGCAUUCUCUGAACAGGGUCUUCUUGGAAGGAUCAGGCUCUUCCACUGUGGAUGCAGGCCUGGGACAAAGUAUCCGUCUUCUCUGCAAAGCAGGCAAUUCCCCUUUCUCCAGAGUUGAGUGGCAAAAAGAUGGACGACCAGUACCAUCAGACAGGCAUACUUAUCAGUCUGACAGUUCCUUGGUGAUCAGCCAGCUCAGAGCUGAGGAUGCUGGGACCUAUAUGUGUGUAAUUUCCAAUGGGAGGAUAGAACGCAGACAAAUUCAGCUGAGGAUCAAAGGUAUCUAUAGACCUGCAGUUCCACAGGGCACGAGGCAUCAGCUUAAUCAUGGACAGAAUCAUCAACAUGGAGUAUUUGGUUUAGGAGUUGGUCCUGGGCAUUCACUCGCCUCCUCUGAGCAUCCUCAUUCCACAUAUAGGUUAAAAAUGUACAAGAAUGAGCCCUCUGUAGUUGAUGUUAACAUUGGGGAGCGAGUCAGAUUGCCUUGCCGAGUCGAAGCUACACCUUCCCUAACCAUUGAGUGGCACAAGGAUGGACAGCCCAUCUCUUCUUCCAGGCACAGGCAGCAAGCAGAUGGUGCCUUGGUGAUCAGUCGCCUGAGUUCUGAAGAUGCUGGCUUCUUUACGUGUAUUGCUUCCAAUGGCCGUGAUCAGGAUCAGAGAAGAAUCCAGAUUAGACCUCAAGGAGAGCUUAGAAUCACUGGUGUGCAACCCAGCCUCUCUGUCACUGAGGGUGAGACUAUCCAGCUUCAAUGUGUUGUGACUGGCAACAAUGUCAACAUCAGAUGGUCAAGGAAUGGAGUUCCGGUGAGAGCUGAUGGCCAUCAUGUCCAUGUGUCCCAUGAUGGAAGCCUUCAUAUAAGGAAUGUGCAAAUAGGUGAUGAGGGAUCCUACACCUGCAAUGCCUACAGUGGCAGUAACUCUGUCAGUGCCAGCACAGAAGUGAAAGUGAUCAGGAGGAGAGCAGAAGUACUUGUGCCUCUUUCUGUGGACUCAAGUAAGGAAUGUGUUGACCAACCACACCUUGCCAACUGUGAGCUGAUAUUGCAGGCGCAGCUCUGCAGCAAUGAUUAUUACUCAAGCUUCUGCUGUGCCAGCUGUUCUCGUUAUCAGCCCAAGGAUCUUCCCCGCCAACGUCGCUGACCUUUUCUCUCGCAAAGAGGGAGGAUACCUGCAGCAGUGACUUGGACAAGCAAUCUCAGAUAGACUUUCUGAAGCACACAUGGAAAAGGCAGCAUGGGCUCCUGUUGCAGAACACUUGGCAAUAACUCACAGCUCACCUCCCCAAGUUUUUUGCAGUGAGCGCACCCAGGUUUUUUCAGGCUGCUGGCUGAGCUGCUCAACAAUGAAAUGAAACAAGUGACUAUUUCUCUAAUGAAAAGCAAUAUGGACAACAGGCAAAAGCUAGAAAGGAAGUUGCUUUUAAAACCAAAGCUAGGAAAGCCAUUGAACAGUCAACUGCCACUGCAGACUAAGACCAUUCUCCUUUCUGGAAGGAUAAAUGACUGCCCACAUUUCUGGGGAAACUUUACAGCUGAUCUAGACUUUUAUCACAUAUGAAAGGGGGUGCCCUCAAGCUCCUGCCCAUUGCCCAGUGACUUGAGGGAAUUUUUCCUCCAAGAAGAAAGAACUUUAAUAGAAAGUACAGCUCUAACUUAGCAGCUUUCUUUUCUCUCUCAUUUCCUCUGUCAGAACAGACUUUUAGAAACGUGGAGAGGGGGUGUGAGGGGGUAUUACUCUUUACGUUUUCCCACAUUUAUCAUUCUAUGAAACCAUCGAAGUAUUAUUUAGCUGCUCAUCAAGGGCACUUUUCUGUUAGGCAUAGGAGCUGGUCUAAAGGGGCACCAAAAUAACCCAUUUUCUUUCUGACAUGAAAUUAUAAACUGGCACCAGAGGCUUGUAACAUUGAACCAUGAUAUUAAAAUAUUUUAUUUACAGGAA